Malus domestica (apple) is the source of this 4078-nucleotide messenger RNA. The record is from RefSeq and is a predicted model, not a curated record. NCBI's taxonomy places the organism in Eukaryota, Viridiplantae, Streptophyta, Magnoliopsida, Rosales, Rosaceae.
AUGUCUCUUGCAAUCAAGAUUUUGAUAGAACUGUUGCCGGUGUGGUUUGAUCUCAUACAUUCGGUAUUUUACAUUAGUAGAUUUGAUGAUGGACGUUUUAGUUGUUGUUCUGAGGGUGGUUGCAUUGUUGUAAGCUCUUGAACCAAAAAGUUCUACCAGUGGCCCAGUGCAUAUGAUUUUAUGUAUUUCAAAAAUUAAUUCCCUUAAUGGCUCAAACAUCUUAUAGCUUUUGUUGUUUACUGAAAUGGAUUUUGUGGUUGUGGUAAACAGACACUGAAAUUUUCAAUGGUUGGGUUCUUUAAUAAAAUGGGAUGUGAGAAUGAAGGUAAUGACAGUGGAAAAUUAGGAACUUGGAUAUUUGGAUAUUGGAUUGUACAACAGAAGCUGAAAUUUUAGUUUUCAGUCUUCUGGUCGACCAUGAUAGUUUGGUCGAACACCUGGAGUAAAUGGCCACGGCUUUGUUGGAGACUAUUAUGAUAGUCUCAUUGCCACAAAUAUUCGUCUAGCAGUCUAGUUAUUACAUUAUGUACAUUUUUAAUUUUAACACAUUAUUUUGUGGUUGCAUAUCCAGAGUCAACUUGUUCCAUACUGAAAUACACAAUUCGACGUUAUUCCAUUGGAUCCAGAUAAAAAAAAAUGUCUUUUAUUAUGCUUGACAGUUAAUGACUGGUCCUAUUCUUGCCAACUGUUUAGUAUGCAUAAUUGAUGCAAUAUUUGUACUUGCAUUCUAGUCGAAACUCCAUCCUCAAAACAACCAGGUACCUUUUUAAGUGCAGAACACACAAAACAUAAUAAGUGGGUUUCAUCAAUUUAGAAAAGCAUUUCUAGGUUCACGCUUCCUGAGCCUUCUCCCUGUGCUUCUAUCGUCAACGAUGGAAUGGAAAAAUUAAAAUGUAGUUUAUCAAGUUACUCAUCUGUGAAUUCUCCCUUAAAGAAUGUUAUGGCUGACAUUGACAGAGAUCUCCAAUGCAAAUUUUCCAAUUCUCCUACUGCUUGUUUAGAGAAGCAAACAGCUAUGCCUGAUCUCAACGAAGGACAGAAAAGCUUAUUUAACAUGAAUAGCAAUGGAAAUGAGAACUCAAUCAACACCAGUAUGUUGAGCCAGGUUAACGAGACCACAGACCGUGAUAAAGUUGAAGAGCCUCAGCAUAGCAUGUUUACAUACACUCCUUUGAAGGAUGCGUAUGGUACACGAAGAAACGCAGUGGUUUCACCCUCUCAGCUGUCAUUAUCAGGAAGCAAAAUGACACAGCAUCUCAUGUCUCCCACAGAAGGAGCAUUAAUUUCUUCUGGGACUGAUUCCCUAUUGGCAGGUGAGCAAGAAGAUAAUCCUCCCCAUCUGCAAAUUGAAUCUGAAAAGAACUUCCAAUCACCUUCAAGAGGUGCAGUCAUUCUGAACAGCCCAGAUAAAAGCAUUCAAGGUGGAGCAGAACCAAUGCAUUCUAAACCAUAUGUCUGCAGCAGCACAACUGAACCAUACCUUCAUAGCCCUUCCAGUAAAGAGUCAGCUGAGAACCCCUCCAUGAAAGGGCCAAUUCAGAGUCCACCCCAGGAGAAUCCAACUCUCAACUCUACCGGGAGAAAGGCAAUUCAGAGUUCCCUCAGGAAAGCGCCAAGUCAGAGUCCCUGCAGGAAAGAAUCAACUCUGAGUCCUCCCAGAAAAGAACUUACUCAGAGUCCUGGAAAAGAACCAAUUCGAAGUCCCUUUGUGAAAGAGCUAACUCGAAGUCCAAUCGUGAGAGACCCAAUUCGAAGUCCUACUGUGAAAGAGCCAAUUCGUAGUCCCUUCAUAAAAGAUAUGAAUCGGAUUCCCUCAAGAAAAGAGUCAACAAAUAGCCCCUCCAGACUGGAUUUAUCUUGUGCAGCAGACACUGAGAAUGUGCAACCCUUUGCUGGGAAGGACCUAGUAUAUCAUGAGUCCAAUUCAAAUAGUCAUCCUAGUGAUGGUUGUUAUCAGGGACUGCAUAUUUCACAAAAUCCGUUUACAGGGAAAGAUUCAGAGAAUUCUGUCGGACAGAAACGACAAAACCUAGGAAUAAUCUCUGAGGAUGGAUACUGUACAAAUACGAUCCCCAGAAUCCAGAAAAGUCCAAAAGUUCCCAGAAUUGAGAACUGCAAUCCAGAGUUCAUGCUGCAUCAGUCAAAUAAACGUUACGAUGACAGACAGAAGUGUGGGGGUGAUACAACAUGGCAGUGCUGGACUGAUUUGUGUACUAUUUCUUGUUUUGUUUUAGUCCACUUGAAUAGCCAGGUUCUCUGGCAGAUAUGCUAUUUUCUUCAGAUUUCCUUCUUGCAGAUUUUAGUAAAAUUCUCAGGAGAUACAGAAUCUCGAUUGGCAAGCAAACUAAAUUUAAGAGCGGUAUAUCCCUUUCUUUUAUUAUUACUUUCUCCCAAGAAAAAUCUAAUCUGGGUGAUAGAAUUAACCAUCUUAUGCUUAAGUUUGUUAUGUGUCUCAUGUUGGUUCACAUUGCUGUUUUAUCAUGAUCAAGUAGAUUGGUGUGCUGGAAGAUAUGCUGGUCCACCUAUUGAAGUCCAGUCUCACAUAUGCUGAAUUAAAUGAUCAAUCAGGGUCUGUUACGGACAUGUUUACAUAGUAUAGUCGGACCACAUUGCAUUCUUUAAAUCUAUAGAGCAUCUACACUAUCAAUUUUUAUGCUAACACUGGUAUUUAAUGUGUACAGAAGUUCGACUGCCUCAAUGUUGGGCAUAAAAGAGUAGCUGAAGCAAGACUGCUGCUUUAUAAAAUAGUGUAUGAAAAGGCAAAAUUGCAUUUAAUGCAAGUGAAGCGUGAAAAAUGACAGAGUAGAGUACAGCUCUUAAGCUCUGCAAUUCAGAAGUCUCAGAUGCUGAAAUUAAAUUACAUCCGUUGUCAGUCUGAACCUAGUGAAUGGGAGACUCAUGUUGAUGAUAAUCAUAGUCAAUCCUCUUUAGUUAAUUCUGAGGGUGAACAAGAGGCUUCCUGUGAUAAUGUAAGCACAAUGAGGCAGGAGCUUAAAGCUUUGGACAGAGAUGUAAAAAGCUUAAGCAAUUACUUUCACGCAAGUUGAAAGGAGAACCAGGUUGCGCUGAUACUAUAUCUUUAUUUCAACAUCAUCUCAAGACAAGAACAUGUUUGCAGGAUUAUUUGUCAUGAUUUGCAGGUUAUUUCUAUUCAUGAUAUGACUUUUCAGACACGAAACAAAAUGUCUAUUGUCACUAAGAGACCUGUGAUUUCAACAGCUACGGAAAGUUGAUCAUUUUGAGAUUAAGAAUGGCCAUUACAAAAUUCUUCUCAGUUAUCAUGGUUACGUCUUGCAGAGGUUUUUUCUUCUUCUCUUUGGCUGUUCUUUUGGCUGAGUCAUGUAUUUUCUUUCUUAUUACCAAAUUCAAGCAUGGCAUGUGAUUUCACGUUGAUGAGACACAGGUUUACGGGUAAUGUGGGCCCAACGUCAAACAUAGUCAUCUCACACGGUUUCAAUUAUAUAAAAAUCUCAAAGGUACUGAAGUCAAUAAGUUGUUUAUUUUGUUAUUUCUUUUCUAAAUGCUUAAAUUUUUGUGAACUUUAACGAAAAAUUCUCGGUACUGUUCACUUUAACGAAAAACCACAUUUUUACACUAGAAAGUCAAUCAUGGUACUAUUCAUUUUACCAUUUAUUUUGUUUUAAUCGUUAAAACUCAAAGUUUUCAAAAUAUUUUCAUUAGUUUUUUUUUUAAAUUUUUUGGACAUCAGGAAUUCCCAAACAUGGAUGUUCAGGUUGCAUCUGGUUUUGUGCUAAAUGCUUAGGCCACCAAGAAAAGUUCUGAUUUGAGAUGGAAGCUUCUGCUUUGACCCUCCAAAUAUAUAUUGCAGAAGCUUCUGCUUUGACGGUCAACAGAGCACAUAGUAUUAUAAAUUAGUAAUUAUGUCAUAAUAUGCUUGUCUAAUUUUAAAUAUUAUAUUACAAAUUUAUGUCAUAUCAGUCAGGCACUCAUGCCUACAAAUAAUCGUGUAAUGAUUUGGCCGUUAAGGUGUAUAUGGAAUCAUUGACCUUGUGCCCUUCUUUGAAAUAUGAAAACUCCUCAUUUUACUCAAUAUAUCUAGAUACAUAUUAAAUUUACA